Molecule: messenger RNA, 1020 nt
Organism: Aspergillus novofumigatus IBT 16806
Lineage: Eukaryota; Fungi; Ascomycota; Eurotiomycetes; Eurotiales; Aspergillaceae
Product: NUDIX hydrolase
Exons: 3
Coding region: 1-1020 (339 amino acids)
Cellular component (GO): mitochondrion
Molecular function (GO): hydrolase activity, acting on acid anhydrides, in phosphorus-containing anhydrides
Source: RefSeq, a predicted model, not a curated record
AUGCCAGCUACAAAGGUUGAGCGAUCCAAGGCCACGCCGGCGAUACCCAGGCCGAGCUCAAGCGUCAUACUCAUCUCGCCCAAAAAUGAAGUCCUGUUACUGCAUCGCGUCAAGACGUCAACUUCAUUUGCCUCGGCGCAUGUAUUUCCUGGAGGAAAUCUGUCUGCUGAGGACGGGGAAUGUCCCGCGGUGGGAAAUCCAAAGAGGCACGAGGAUGCGCCGUGGUACCGCAAUGCUGCCGUGAGGGAAUUGUUCGAAGAGAGCGGUAUCCUGCUGGCGAGAGACAAGAACACGGGCGUAAUGCUAGCUGUGCCCGAGGCAGAGAGAGAAAAAGGAAGACGGGCCAUCCAUCAGCAUGAGGUGACGUUUGCCGAGUGGCUGAAGAAGCAGAAUGCUGCAGCAGUACCGGAUAUAGAGCCUUUGAUCCCGUUCACGCGAUGGAUUACCCCUACGAACGUCCCCAAACGGUACUCAACACAGAUGUACCUCUACUUCCUGCCUCUUCCAGUUGAGACAGACCAGUCAGUACUGAACGAGAUUCCCGCCGAAGGGGAACGGGAAGAAAUUCAAGUUCCUACGAGCGACGGCGGAGUCGAAAUAACGGAGGCCAUGUUCCUGCCUGCAGCAGAAUGGCUGCGGAGGGCUCAAAGCGGCGAAAUCAUCAUGUUCCCUCCGCAGUUCCUUCUGUUACAUCUAGUGUCGCAAUUCCUUGACAAGGAACCGCGAGCGACGGCUUCGCUUGAGGAAUUGAGGAACCGACGGGCACAACUGGUGGAGUUUGUGCAUUCGGGAACACCGCCUUGGACGGAGAAAUGUAUCUCCCCUAAGAUGCUCAAGAUGUCCUCGGACGGACGGACUGUGUUAGCACUAGAUCGUCCCGGACCGGAGUUGGAGGGCACAAAUCGGGCUGGGGAGCCGGAUCGGGUGGUGUAUGUACAGUUCAAGCAGGGGGCUGCUCGAAAUCUCGAUGUUCGAUGGAAGAACGAUGUAUUUGUAGAGCAGGAGAAGAGCAGUCUGUAA